Molecule: messenger RNA, 1620 nt
Organism: Adineta steineri
Lineage: Eukaryota; Metazoa; Rotifera; Eurotatoria; Adinetida; Adinetidae
Source: the annotation of a GenBank genome assembly
AUGUCAAGCGAUUCACGUAAAAAGAAUUAUAAGAAUACAGGACUUGAUAGUGAAGAACUACGUAAACGACGUGAAGAUCUUAAUAUUACAUUACGUAAACAAAAACGUGAAGAACAGCAUUUCAAACGACGAAAUUUAGCUAGUACCAGUGAACAAGAGACACCAACAUCAUUCGAUACAAAUAGUGCCAUUGCUCCAACGACAGGACCAACUGAAUCAGUUAUUACAAGUCAAAUGGCAGCUGCUUUAUAUGGUGAAGAUGUGCAACAAAUACUUGAGGCAACUGUUCGCUUUCGAAAAUUACUUUCUAAAGAACCAAAUCCACCUAUUGAUGAGGUUAUAACAGCAGGCAUAGUUCCUCGUUUUGUUCAAUUAUUAAGUUUUCAACAUUUUCAAAUUCAAUUUGAAGCAGCUUGGGCUUUAACAAAUAUUGCAUCAGGCAAUUCAAGUCAAACAAAAUAUGUUAUUGAUGCAGGUGCUGUACCCGUUUUUGUUCAAUUAUUAAGUAGUACCAAUGAAGAUGUUCAAGAACAAGCUGUUUGGGCUCUUGGUAAUAUUGCUGGGGAUAGUCCGGAAUGUCGUGAUUAUGUUCUUGAUGCGGGUGUACUUCAACCAUUAAUAAAUAUUUUCUCACGUCAUACACGCUUAACAAUAAUACGUAAUGCUGUAUGGUGUUUAUCGAACUUGUGUCGUGGUAAAAAUCCAACCGUCGAUUUUAAUAAAGUUGCUCCAGCAUUACCAGUACUCAAUCAACUUCUUCAUAAUCUUGAUGCAGAUGUUUUGGCUGAUACUUGUUGGGCUAUUUCAUAUUUAUCUGAUGGACCUAAUGAAAAAAUUCAGGCUGUUAUUCAUGUUGUUGAUACCAGACGACUUGUUGAACUUUUAGCACAUCCGGUUUUAAAUGUUCAAUCGUCUGCUUUACGUGCUGUAGGUAAUAUUGUUACUGGUGAUGAUCAUCAAACACAGGCCGUUCUUGAUGCUGGUGUUCUUCCACAUCUUUUAACAUUAUUACAAAGUCAAAAAGAAUCAAUUAAAAAGGAAGCAUGUUGGACAUUAUCAAAUAUAACAGCUGGUGUUCAAGCACAAAUUCAAGCAGUUAUUGAUGUAAAUAUAAUCCCAUCAUUACUUAACAUUCUUAAACAUGGUGAUCAUAAAACACGAAAAGAAGCUGCUUGGGCUGUUACAAAUGCCACAUCAGGUGGUACACCACAACAAAUAAAAUAUAUUGUUGAUCAAGGAGUAAUUUCACCAUUAUGUGAAUUAUUAAGUGUUUCUGAUGCUAAAAUAAUUCAAGUUGCUUUAAAUGGUCUUGAUAAUAUUCUUAAAUUAGGUGCAGCUGAAAGUAAACGUACAAAUGGACCAAAUCCAUAUACAAUCAUGAUCGAAGAAUGUUAUGGAUUAGAUAAAAUUGAAUAUUUACAAAGUCAUGAAAACAUUGAUAUCUAUCAAAAAGCUUUUCAUCUUAUUGAAACAUAUUUUGGUGUUGAUGAAGAUGAAAAUCUCCCAGCACAAGCAGAAUCACGUCCAUUUGAAUUUGGUACUACAACAAAUAAUCCUGUACCUCCUAUGAACGGACAAGUAAAUCCAAAUAGUCAACAACCAGGUCAAUUUCAAUUUUAA